AUGGAUCUCCUUGACGGUUCAUUCGACCCGAAUUUGGUCAAAUGGGUCAAGACUACCGAAACGGCCCUCGCCGAGGCCCAAAAGAACAAGGGCCAGCUUGUGACCGACCAUCCUGACAAGGAUACCGUCAACAAAACCUUCAUGAUCCGAGCACUCGGCAAGGCCAUGAUCACGCCCGGCUUAUCCCCCUCUGGCGGAUUUAUCCGAAUGGUUUGUGGAGGUGACUACCCUUUUCCAAACUCCAAGCUUGUUGAAGACCAAAUGGAGGUUCUCCCCAUCACCACUGUUGAAGCCCCUUAUCCACCUUGUACCAUCCCUGAGAAGGAUCUCAAGCCGAUCAGCAUCUCCGAGAUGCGUCUUGAAACUCAUCAUUGGGGAUCAAAGGUUUUCCUCCACAAGUUGUCGACUAUCGACCGUCAUGAGGCUAUCAUGUUCAUCGUUGAGGAUCAAGCGGGUACAGCUGUCUUGCUCAAGCUGUAUCACCAGCCCUUGGAGAAGGAAAUCUCCUGCAACUGGACCAUGUUGGACUAUCACGUGUGCAUCGUCAAGAACCCUUUCUUUCAGCGGGUUAAUGACACCAUCUCCCCGAAUUUCUCUCAGAUUCCCCAGCUUUACUACUCGCUGAGAGUCGACCACCCGGGCGACAUCAUUCCCGUGCGCCAUGGCGAUGGGCGAAUCCCGGAGGCAUGGAAAGUUGACCCAUGCCGAGACGACAAGACCAGUCAUGGCCACCGCGAUCACGGCAACAAGGCCUUUCGCAACAAGAAUUGGGCAGAAGCUCAUCACUCGUACUCUGAAGCCCUCGAUGUCGCCGAGACUCCCCAAGACAAGCAGCUGGCCCACCUCAACCGCUCCCUCACCAACCUCAAGCUUGGUCGACCCGCCCAAGCACUGCUAGAUGCCACCCGGGCUUAUGACCCCGAGGCGCCUACGGAGAAGGCUUUGUUCCGUCAUGCCACCGCCCUCUACAAACUGAAGCGGUUCGAAGAUUGCGAAGCCAUGCUCAUCGACCUCCUGGACAAGUCUCCUGACAGCAAGGCGGCCGAGACAACUCUUCUUUCUGUCAAGACACGACUGACAGAGCAGCACACGGGUAAAUACAACUUCAAGAAGAUGUAUGAGACUGCCAAGGCAGCCAAGGGAGCUCCCUUGAUUGAUUGCGCCACCUACUCGAAGCCUGUUGAGAUUCGGGAGUCGCCUGGUCGCGGUCGCGGUCUGUUCACCACCAAGGCUGUCAAGGCGGGCGACUUACUCCUCGUUGAGAAGGCCUUUGAGUACUCAUUCAUCGACGAGACCCGAGUCAUGGAAAAAUGCACCCACAUGGUCAACUUCAACACCAAGCGCCUGACGUCUGGUGCAUCGGCGAAUCUCUGGCCCAAGGUUGUUCAGAAGUUGUACCAUGAUCCAGAAGCUCUCUCUGCCUUUACCCAGCUACACCAUGGGAAGUAUAAACCGGUAACAGCUACCGAGGCGGAUGGACGUCCUGUUGUUGAUUCUUUCCUUGUCGAGAAGAUCCUUUCUCUCAAUUCCUUCGGUGCCCCACGAUCCACUCGCGACUUCUGUGGCAACAACGUCUGGGGCGGCAACCCAGCCCCCGAAGUCUGCGCCUCCACCCGUGAGAGGCCUCUCUUCACCUCCGUCGGUGUCUGGCUUCUCGUCGCUCGCAUCAACCACUCUUGUGUUGGCAACUGCCGCCGCUCAUUCAUCGGCGACAUGGCCAUCAUCCGCGCGGCGCGAGACAUACCGGCCGACACCGAGUUGACGUUCCCUUACCGCCCAUCUACUGACUCGGAGUCAUACCAGGAUGUUCAGAAGGGCUUGGCCAAAUGGGGAUUCAAAUGUGAUUGUGAACUGUGCAAGGACCGACUCAAGACCACCGAGGCUGUUCGCGUUCAGCGUAAAGAGCUCAGCGAAGAAUUCCACAAGCAGCUGCCUUCCGAUCAGGAAUUCGACCUUGACAAGGCCACUAAGCUUCUGCGUGUUGUCGAGAAGACCUACUCUGGCAAACCCGCCAAGCAGAUCCGCUGGUGCAUCGCCCAACUUUAUGCCUACGUCGGAAUUCGCUGUCGUCAGGAUGAAGAUUUUGUCGGGGCUGCUGAAAUGCUCAUCAAGGCUCUUGAGACCAUGGGCUUUGUCAUUCUUGCAACUCCGCCGGAUGACGGUAGUGCACAGGCUCGUUUUGAAGUCAAGCAGUGGGGAAUGAUGGAACAUCACAUCCCGUGGCUCUUCUUCCAGUUGAUUGAGUGCUACGAAGAGAUCAACCCGUACUUGGUGCCUGUCGCUGAGCAUUAUGCUCAGGUAGCGUACUCGAUCAUUGUUGGUGAGGGGGAUUCGAUGUGGGAUAUCAUGCCGGCUACUGGCAACAAGGCGGAGCGAACCUGA
This is a messenger RNA of Fusarium fujikuroi IMI 58289, 2382 nucleotides long. RefSeq lists its product as uncharacterized. The transcript is spliced from 3 exons. NCBI's taxonomy places the organism in Eukaryota, Fungi, Ascomycota, Sordariomycetes, Hypocreales, Nectriaceae. The record is from RefSeq and is a predicted model, not a curated record. Gene Ontology annotation, molecular function: protein binding. The coding region runs from base 1 to 2382 and encodes 793 amino acids.